AUGUUUGUUGAUAGUGAAGAAAUGAUCGGACCGUCUUCAGAAAUGAGUAAUGAAUCCGAGACAGUGCGGGGGAAACGUCGGACCUUUGACGAGCUGGACAUCGAUAGUUUCUGCGAAGAAAUCUGCCAGUCCACGAAGAAACACCACUCAAUGGAGCUAAAUGACGACCCGAUGGACAUAAGUGUGGCUACUUCUUCUUUUCCGCUUAUCGCUUCAAUCCAGGAGCCUUCUUCUAACCCUGGAUCCGUCGCUCGGCUGGAAGUUCUCGUCGUCGACGGCACCUGGGACAUGGAGAACUUCGAAAAGUCGGACUUUAUCCAGCUUGAGUCCUCGGAUAUUAUUGAACCUGAAAUUUUAAACGACGGUCAGAAUAUUACUGGGGAUUUUGAAACUGUUCUUUCUUACUGGGAAGUUCCUGAGGAACAAGUCAAAGUUAAUAGUAUUAAUAACAAUAAUAAGAAUAAUAAUAACAAUAAUAAUAAAAAUAAUAAUAACAGUAAUCGUAACAAUAUGAAUAAUUUUUAUCAAAAUUCUGUUAAUAAAAGUAACAGGAAUUUUAAUGAUAACAAUCAGUUGGAUGAAGAAGACGGCAAUCUUUCCUGGUUAUUGGAUUUUAAACUUGACUCUUUAAUUGAAGCACCUGAUGACAAAAUAAUUACCACAACCAAAAGCCGACAACCAUUCAAUUGCUCGGACAACGCAUCAAUGUACCAAAGCUUAAAGAAAAGUCUCGCUGAUGAAUCAGUACAAAAACAACCAAGUGUUCCCAGCGGGUUGUUAAACAAUCCCAAGUACUCGGAGCGUUAUGGCGGGCUGAAGAAACCGCCGUUUACAUACACUGAGCUAAUAGAACACGCUUUGCAAGAACGGGGUGAAUUGACAGUAUCAGCAAUUUAUCAAUGGAUAUCAAACAAUGUUACAAUUGACGAAGUAGCAGCAGCAACAGCAAGUAUAACUCAACCGGAGGUAUUAUCUCCAAUCAGUCUCGAGCACUGCGCAGAGCAGAUACUGAACGGCAUAAAGAAGGAAGUACAAGUGCAGUACUUAAUGCCAAUAAUGACAGUCCAGAGAGAGGACCCAGAAACCGGACACAGACACCUGGAGCUCAGCGCCAACAAGCAAACCGGAACCGAUUUCCUGAACCCAGUGGCCAAAGAAGUCGUCGCCGAGGAGUGUGGGCUCAUUGGGGAGAGCUACCUAGUCACAGACCUCAACCCUUCAGCCCUAGGUCUUAAUUUCAUUGAACCCGAAACAAUAACCCCAGAUCACUUGUUCGGCGAAGAACUGAGCUUCCAGUUCUACGAAUUGACUUCGCCCUCGCAGCUCCAGUCAGCCUGA
This is a messenger RNA of Cotesia congregata, 1338 nucleotides long. NCBI's taxonomy places the organism in Eukaryota, Metazoa, Arthropoda, Insecta, Hymenoptera, Braconidae. The record is from the annotation of a GenBank genome assembly.